This is a messenger RNA of Phytomonas sp. Hart1, 2499 nucleotides long. Lineage: Eukaryota; Euglenozoa; Kinetoplastea; Trypanosomatida; Trypanosomatidae. The record is from the annotation of a GenBank genome assembly.
AUGGAAUUACCCCCCUUCAUUUUGUAUAAUAGGGCGAAUAAAUCCGAUCCUAUUUCUGACGAAAUAUUUCAACUUAUUCGAUUAUGGGUAAAAAGCAAGAACUCUGAUGGGGAUCAACAAGCAACCCUCAAACUCAUUGAGCAUAUUCGGAAAGGAAAUGCAGAAGUAGUAUUGGAAAUAAUGAAGGAAAACUUCAAGCACGCUUCUCCACCAAUCCAGUUUCGAAUAUUGUCCUUGAUGGAUACGUGCGUUCAGAACAGUGGCCCCUAUUUUACCGUACUUCUUGCUUCGGAAAAGUGGACAGAACGGUUCUUUAGAGUAGCCAAAACCACACAAGUCCCACAAGUGCGUGAUAAAAUUAUUAUGAUCACUAUGAUGUGGUACAGACGGCAUCACACGAAAGGUCAUGAGCGACUUCUACAUCGCUUCGCAAAUAGCAAGGUGCUCGGAGCCCCGUAUCGUGAUAUUGAAAAGGACAUUGGGGAUAAGACCAUGUCUACUCAUAAUCCAAAGCCGCCACAAAAUGAGACUAUGCAAAAUUUUGACAAUGUUAGUGUUAACCCCAACUACAUUGUAAACAAUGAGGAAGCUAUGAUUUUGGCGUUUCAGGGUGAUCUGGCAUCGUUAGAGUAUGGUCUUGAGCACCCUCAGAUUCUGGAGAACAGUGACAUUGCGCAAACAUGCCGAAAAAAUAAACACCAGUGCAUGCAAAUGCUUGAAUCCGGUAUCCACGAGCGUAUCGCAGAAGAACUUAUGUCACUGAUAGAAGGAUUUUCUGUAAUGUUGGAGCUUUAUGAGGCUAUGACUGGUGUGGAUCUUGGUGAGGGUGAGGCUGCAAGGCAGCGUGCCGUUGAGGACCUUGGAGAGCCUGAUAGCGAUGAUGAUGAUCACCAACGUCGUAUUCGUCAGAAAGUUACUGCAAAAAAUGUGACUUCUGCUCAAGUUAUGGUAAAUGCCCAUCAGGAGCUGCAACAAAUUCUUGAGCGCGAGCGUGCUGAAACACAAGAACUUCGACGGCAACACGAAGACUUACGUCGUGAUUACGGGCAGCUGCAAAACAAGUACAGAGAUGCGAAGGCCAAAAACAGAGAAAGUGUUGCCUUUUUGAACGAGUAUGCGGAACGCAUAGACAACCUUGAGAAGGGGGUCGGAGGUGCCAGUGCUAUAGCGUCUUUGCCAGCGGCUUCAUCUGCACCUGUGGGCCCACAAAUUUCUAAGGCACAGGUCUCUUUUAUGCAUAAUUCCACAAUAUCCAUCCGUCAGGACUUGUGCAAGUUAAGGGAACAAUGCAGGAUUGAUAUAACGAGGGAGUGUCAGCUUUAUUCAAGUCAAUUGCUUAGUGUCCUGGCUUCAAUUAUGCAAGCAUCGGAAAAAGACCAUUCGUCGAACCAGAAGGCAUUAGAAUGGACACAGGAAUUGUACAAGAAGGAGAUGAAGCUUCGUAAGCAAUACUAUAAUACUAUUCAGGAAUUAAAGGGUAGCAUUCGUGUUUACUGUCGUGUGCGUCCAAUGUUGCCUAAGGAAAUACAAUGUGGCUAUACCAAUAUCAUGAGCUACCCUACCACAGGCGAGUUAGGGUUUAUCGAUCCUUCUGGUCGUCCGAAACUUUUCGAAUUUGACGAGGUAUACCCAUCAGAAGCAUCCCAGUCCAAAGUAUUUGAGGAUACAUCACCACUUAUCGAUUGUGUUGUGGAUGGCUACAAUGUGUGCAUCUUUGCAUAUGGGCAGACAGGUAGUGGGAAGACGUAUACAAUGGGGGGGGACAAUGGUGAUGCGAAGGGCAUUAACACGCGCGCACUUGAGCGACUUUUUACGAUCAUUGAUGAGAGAAAAGAGACUGAAGUCUCGUCUGUGCAUGUUUCUGUGCUAGAAAUUUACUGUGAACAAAUUCGUGAUCUGCUUGUAAACCGAAGUGAGGCAGCUGGAGUUACCUACGAAGUCAAACAAGGCGGUUCUUAUGGUACCUAUGUGACUAAUUUGAAGGAGGUAACUGUGAGCUCUGUGAGUGAAAUCGACAUCACCAUGCAAAAAGCAUCCAGAAACCGUAGCGAGGGAGCAACGAACAUGAACGAAUAUUCAUCACGGUCACACAUGAUCUUGUAUGUAAUUGUACAGACUACUAAUAGGCAGACCAAUAUGCAUAGCUACGGUAAACUUUCUCUCGUUGAUCUUGCUGGUAGUGAACGUCUGGAGAAAAGCGGUGCGGAGGGUCAGCAGAUGAGAGAGUCUGUGUCCAUCAAUAAGUCCUUGUCUUCAUUGGGUGACGUGAUUUCCGGUUUGGCCAACAAUAACAAGCACAUUCCUUUCCGUAACUCAACCCUUACUUAUUUACUCCAGGACUCGAUGUCUGGACAGGCCAAAGUAUUGAUGUUUGUAUGUGUUAGUCCAGCGAGCUACAAUGCUAAUGAGUCUGGUAGUUCGCUUAUGUUUGCCUCUCGUGCUCGUGGUGUGGAGUUUGGCCAGAUUAAGAAGAACACAGUUGUGGAAAAAAAAAUGUAA